This is a messenger RNA of Pectinophora gossypiella (pink bollworm), 1938 nucleotides long. Its product is annotated as luciferin 4-monooxygenase-like. The transcript is spliced from 10 exons. Gene Ontology annotation, biological process: fatty-acyl-CoA biosynthetic process; long-chain fatty acid metabolic process. Bases 212 to 1858 code for a protein of 548 amino acids. Gene Ontology annotation, molecular function: long-chain fatty acid-CoA ligase activity. The record is from RefSeq and is a predicted model, not a curated record. Lineage: Eukaryota; Metazoa; Arthropoda; Insecta; Lepidoptera; Gelechiidae.
GCUAUGAAAAAGUAUUUGUUUAUCGUUUUGUACUAUCUUUUAGUGCAUAGAAAAUUGUAAUCUAAUCAGUUAUAUGGGUUCAAUGACAGUCUCCAAGCGAUGCAAUGUAAAUUUCACACCAAUAGAAAACCAGUUCCCCGUGUUUAUUAAGUCAUAUUGUAGUUAUUGUGGCGUAUCCGUGUGUACGAAUAAUGUUUUAGGCUGAAGCAAGAUGAACAAGAAAAUAAUUGACAAUGUUGUACACGGCGGCCCCGCAUUGCGUAUCCCGGGACAUUUGAAUUUUGGCCAGCAUAUCAUCGACAAGUUAAGGGAACAAUGCGAACGCGAAGGCAAAGUUGCUUUGGUCAACGGCGAGACAGGUCAUCAGACCACGUACAGGCAGAUCCUACAGGAUUCCGUGAACGUGGCGACGGGGCUGCGGCGAGCGGGCGUGAAGCGCGGUGACGUGGUGGCGUUCUGUAGCGAGAACAGAGAUGAAUACAUCGCUACUGCCAUCGCAGUCGUCUGCUGUGGCGCCACCUUCACCACUGCCAACUUGCAGUACACCAAAGAUGAAAUGAUACACAUAUUAAAUAUAUCUCGCCCAAAAUUAUUGUUCUGCUCUGAAGCGGCUCUUAAACUGAACUAUAAGGCGUGGAAAUCUUUAUCAUUUAUCAAGAAAAUAAUACAAUUCAAUGGGACGCCUUUGGAGAAGGGAAUCGUUCCUUUCAGCAGUAUACUAGUCCAGGCCAGUGUGGAUGAAUUUGAAGCCGAUGAGGUGCAAGGAUGGACUGAUAAUGUGUUCAUUCUGUACUCCUCGGGAACCACUGGGCUGCCCAAAGGAGUCAUGAUCACCCAUAUCAACGCUUUGUACGGACUUGCCAGUAUUGAAGAAAAAUCUCCUGGUACAAAUGAAGAUAGUGUUAGUAGAAUACAGACCUUAGUUCCUUGGUACCAUGCGUACGGAUUGAUGUCCACCAUAUACUACUUGGCAGUUGGAAAUUACCUCGUUUACUUCGCUGGAUUCAAUCCCGUCAAAUACCUUCAAGCAAUCCAAGAGUACAGGACUAACAAACUUUUAGCAGUGCCGCCAAUCGUGGUCUUUCUAGCGAAGGCUCCUAUACUAGAGAAGUUCGAUCUGUCUUCAGUUACCAGCAUUUGGUGCGGAGCGGCCCCGCUGUCGUCCGAGGUUAUAGACGAGGCUAUGCGACGCCUUCCUAAUUGCAAAGGCAUAUACCAAGCAUACGGCAUGACGGAGACCUCACUGUCGGCCACCUCAGACACAGACGACGAGAGGGUCAAGCCUAAGCCGGGAAGCGGCGGAUAUCCAUUACCUGGUGUAAAAGUUAAGGUGGUGGACACAGAAACCGGUCAGAAGCUGGGUCCGAAUCAGAAGGGAGAGAUCUGCAUCAAGGGCCCGAUUAUAAUGAAAGGCUAUGCGGGUAACAAGGCGGCUACGCAGGCCAUGUUUGACCGCGAAGGGUACCUUAAGACGGGAGACGUUGGUUAUUAUGAUCAGGAUGGAUGCUUCUUCAUUGUCGAUCGCCUGAAGGAACUUAUCAAAUAUAAAGGAAGUCAAGUGCCUCCAGCGAUAGUGGAGAAUGUAGUGCUCCAGCACGAGGCGGUGGCUGAUUGCGGCGUGGUGGGUGCGCCUGACGUGGCCGCCGGGGAGCUGCCCACAGCGUUCGUCACGCUCAAGCCAGGUGCUCAAGCCACCGAGCAUGAGAUCAUUGAAUUUACCAACCAACGGCUGUCUCCCGAGAAGCGCCUGUACGGCGGCGUGAUAUUCGUGAAGCAGAUUCCCAAGAACCCCUCUGGCAAGAUCCUGCGCCGCGUGCUGCGGCAGCAGCUGAAGAAUAUCAAGAAGAGCAAGCUGUGAUCAGCUAUUAGAAUGUAAGAAAAUUAUAUCGCAGGGUGAUAUGUUGUUUUAGUAUAAUAUACUUAAUAAAAAUCUUUUUA